GGGCGUUCCCCCGCCACACAUCUGACUCUACGCUCGUCGGACCUACGUAUCAGCUCUAUCACAAUCUACGCGUCCACGAUACAACCUAACUGGAACUUCGAUAUUAAAACACGUCCAAAAUGACGACCAAAAGUUCUCCGCAUAUGGAACGAAUCGUUGUCGUUAGACCGCUAAAGGUGAUCUCGUUCCUCUGCUGCUGCAUCACAAUCAUCCUCCUCAUCGUCUGUCUGGCGAGCACAUUCUGGUUGGAGACGGACGGCUACCGCCAGGGCAUCUGGAAGCGCUGCGUGUCAGCCGACGCCUCCGUACCGCUGCCGUACAACACGCCCGCAGACGUCGGCUGUUCGCACAUCACCGAUCCUGAACGCGAGUCGCUGACGUCAGCGACACGUCAGGGCCAGUAA
Priapulus caudatus is the source of this 404-nucleotide messenger RNA. RefSeq lists its product as uncharacterized. Gene Ontology annotation, biological process: cell-cell adhesion. Gene Ontology annotation, cellular component: cell-cell junction. The record is from RefSeq and is a predicted model, not a curated record. Bases 120 to 404 code for a protein of 94 amino acids. The transcript has 5 exons. NCBI's taxonomy places the organism in Eukaryota, Metazoa, Priapulida, Priapulimorpha, Priapulimorphida, Priapulidae.